AUGUCCAACGUCGAGCUCGGUGUCCAGACCGAAAAGGCUUUCCAGAAGCAGCCCAUCUUCCAGAACUCCAAGGCUGCUCUCAAAACCCGCGACCGCCGAUGGUACAAAGAUGUCGGUCUUGGCUUCAAGACCCCCCGUGCCGCCAUUGACGGUACCUACAUUGACAAGAAGUGCCCUUGGACUGGUCUCGUCUCGAUCCGUGGCCGUAUCCUGACUGGCAAGGUCGUGUCGACCAAGAUGACCCGUACCAUCAUCAUUCGACGAGAGUACCUUCACUUUGUCCCCAAGUACUCGCGAUACGAGAAGCGCCACAAGAACGUUGCCGCCCACGUUUCGCCUGCUUUCCGUGUCCAGGUUGGCGACACUGUCACCAUCGGCCAGUGCCGUCCUCUCUCCAAGACUGUUCGUUUCAACGUGCUCAAGGUUGCCAAGAACAAGUCGGCUGAGAAGGCUGCUAAGCAGUUCGGUCGCUUCUAA
Molecule: messenger RNA, 477 nt
Organism: Mycosarcoma maydis (corn smut)
Lineage: Eukaryota; Fungi; Basidiomycota; Ustilaginomycetes; Ustilaginales
Product: 40S ribosomal protein uS17
Exons: 2
Coding region: 1-477 (158 amino acids)
Biological process (GO): translation
Cellular component (GO): cytosolic small ribosomal subunit; ribosome
Molecular function (GO): structural constituent of ribosome
Source: RefSeq, a predicted model, not a curated record